AUGUUAGGGCUGGGCCCACAGGUACAGAGGGUACACAAAGCCGCACAGACACAGACAACGGUUCUUUCCCAGCAGUUGAGUUUACUGAACAAUGUAGUGAACAAGAAGCUGAGAAUAUAUAAAACAGAUUGGUACACAGAGAAUAAACCAACAGUGCCUCCAUCAAUUUGCAAUGAACCUUGUAAACCUGGGUACAGGAAGGCAAAGAGAGAAGGGGAAGCUUCAUGUUGUUACGACUGUGUCCAAUGCACCAAGGGUGAAAUGUCCAACACAACAGACUCCCAGAGCUGCUUGGAAUGUUCCAGAUAUGAAAACUCAAAUAUUAAUAGAACCAAUUGUGUACCCAAAGAUGUUAAUUUUCUUUCAUAUGGAGACAUUUUAGGAGCAACAUUGACCAGUGUCUCAUUACUAUUUGCUAUCAUGACAAGUGUGAUUCUUGGAAUUUUUUUGAAAUACCGAGAGACUCCAAUAGUGAAAGCCAAUAAUCGGAACCUCAGCUAUGGUCUCCUCAUUUCCAUCACACUUUGCUUCAUGUGCACAUUGCUGUUCAUCGGUCGGCCAUCACAGAUUCGUUGUCUCCUCAGACAAGCUGCAUUUGGAGUUGUCUUCACAGUCUCUGUUUCUUCUGUAUUGGCUAAAACUCUGACGGUUAUCAUUGCUUUCAAGGCUACACAGCCCGGGAGCAGGAUUAAGAAACUCUUAGGAAGGAGAUUUUCCAUGUCACUGGUUUUCCUCUGUUCCAUGGGUGAAAUUCUAUUAUCAGCCAUAUGGGUCAUGUUAUAUCCACCAUAUCUAGAUGUAGACACAGAAACGGACACUAUUCUCUUGUUGUGUAAUGAAGGGUCAUCUAUUUUCUUCUUUUUGGUGAUCGGCUACAUUGGUUUGUUGGCUCUGAUUUGUCUUGGGACAGCAUUUGUGGCCAAGGAUUUUCCAGAUCGUUUUAAUGAAGCCAAGAACAUAACUUUUAGUAUAAUCAUAUUCAGCAGUGUGUGGGUUACAUUUGUCCUUACUUAUCUCAGUGUGAAGGGGAAGAAUAUGGUAGCUGUGGAGAUCUUUGCUAUCUUGACCUCCAGUGUUGGAUUAAUGAUUUCAAUUUUCUUGCCUAAGUGUUAUAUAUUAGCCCUACCCCCGAAUAAUAAUACA
Messenger RNA from Bufo gargarizans (Asiatic toad), 1143 nucleotides. RefSeq names its product vomeronasal type-2 receptor 26-like. Gene Ontology annotation, molecular function: G protein-coupled receptor activity. The transcript has 4 exons. The record is from RefSeq and is a predicted model, not a curated record. Gene Ontology annotation, biological process: G protein-coupled receptor signaling pathway. NCBI's taxonomy places the organism in Eukaryota, Metazoa, Chordata, Amphibia, Anura, Bufonidae. The annotation marks the transcript as partial. Gene Ontology annotation, cellular component: membrane.